Messenger RNA from Xiphias gladius (swordfish), 3097 nucleotides. Its product is annotated as myocyte-specific enhancer factor 2A-like. Gene Ontology annotation, biological process: heart development; cell differentiation; positive regulation of transcription by RNA polymerase II. Gene Ontology annotation, molecular function: protein dimerization activity; DNA-binding transcription factor activity, RNA polymerase II-specific; RNA polymerase II cis-regulatory region sequence-specific DNA binding. Lineage: Eukaryota; Metazoa; Chordata; Actinopteri; Istiophoriformes; Xiphiidae. The record is from RefSeq and is a predicted model, not a curated record. Bases 263 to 1651 code for a protein of 462 amino acids. The transcript is spliced from 10 exons.
UUGUCAGUCUCCCAAAUAUAGCGGACGAGGCUGUGUCUGUGUGUGAGACUACCGGAGACACUUUCAUAAAAUAAAAGAAAAAAGAAAAAUUGUAUCCGUAUUUACAGACUCACGCGGAGGGCAGAAGGCAAGCCAUGCCAAGCUGAUACUGGAGUAACAGAGCUGACAGUGGGACUAUAUGUUAAGGAUUGUCUGUUGAACCCUUUACUACCUGGAGCCUACUGAAAUUCUUCUUCGGCUUUUAUCGGAAGGUGUUUUGGCAAUGGGGAGGAAGAAGAUCCAGAUCACCCGGAUCGUAGAUGAGAGGAACCGACAGGUGACAUUCAUGAAGAGGAAGUUUGGUCUGAUGAAGAAGGCUUAUGAGUUGAGCGUUCUGUGUGACUGUGAAAUCGCCCUGAUCAUCUUCAACAGCUCCAACAAGCUGUUUCAGUAUGCCAGCACCGACAUGGACAAAGUCCUGCUGAAAUACACCGAGUACAACGAACCCCAUGAGAGCAGAACCAACUCUGAUAUUGUAGAGGCCUUGAACAAGAAGGAGCACAGAGGCUGCGACAGCCCUGACGCUGAGGCCUCCUACGUCCUCACCCCCAAUACUGAGGAGAAAUACAAGAAGAUUAAUGAGGAAUUUGACAACAUGAUGAAGAGUCAUAAAAUUUCCACAGGCCUUCCACAGCAGAACUUCAUGCAUGUAGCACCAGGCAUCAUGUCAUACAGCCCCGGUGCAGGAGGAGGAGGAGGAGGUGUGACUUCCCAGGCUCUAGCUGCAGCCACAGCAGCUCUGGCUGACAGUGGAAUCCUCUCCUCACAUCACACACAUCUCCACAGAAACUCUCCACAAAGACCUCCCAGCACUGGAAACACAGGUGGCCUGCAGGGCAGUUCUGAUCUGGCUCUGCAGAAUGGAUCUGGACCAGUUGUGAACGGUUUUGUGGGGUCCCCUGGUGGAAGCAGUUUGGGGAAGAUCAUACCACCCAAAUCUCCUCCUCCUCCUCCUCUUCCACAUCCUGGGAACAGCAUGGUCCCUACCAGCCGCAAGACUGACCUCCGAGUGGUCAUCCCCCAAUCCAAAGGAAUGAUGCAAACACUGAGCAACCAGAGGCUGAGCAGCAGUCAGUCCAACCAGCCCCUGUCCACCCCAGUGGUCGCCAUCACCACACCCAGUCUGCCUCACCAAAAUAUGGUGUACUCUGGCAUCAGCUCUGCCUACAACGAUGAUUAUUCCCUGAACAGUGCAGAGCUGUCAGGCUUCAGCUCCCCAGCAGGCCCGUCUCUGAGCUCCAUGGCAGCAUGGCAGCAACACCAGCUGAGCUCACUGGGGCCGGGGAGCUCCAAUCUUUCCAUCAGCACCAACCACAACAUCAACAUCAAAGCCGAGCCGAUCUCCCCACCCCGUGACCACCUCAGCCAGUCUGCGUACAUGACCCAGGCUCACGUCCCUCCUCACCCUCACUCCUCCAACUCCUUAUCCACCCGCGUGGAGACGGGGAGGUCUCCUGCAGACAGUGUCAGCUCCUCCUGCAGCUCCCACGAGGGCGGCAGCGACCGGGAGGAGCAGCGGCGGCCGGACUUCCACUCGUUCGCCGUGAGUCGGUCAGAGGGCAGGGAGAGUCCGACGGUCAAACGAAUGCGAAUGGACAGCUGGGUGACAUAGAGCCUGCAGUCACAUGAUGACACAACACCAGGGGCAAACACAGGAAGGACACUUUUAUGCAAACGAAAUGUAGAUUUUAUCGACGUGUUCUGUUAUUUUUCAUUAAGUUAUCUCUGUUUUUGUUUUGUUUUUUUUGUUUUUUGGGGGUUUUUUUGUCAUAUUUAUGACAAGGUUUAAGCAGCAUUGCUCUGGAAAUUGUGCAUCUGUCAGAAACAUUCAGAAUUCUUCAGUGGUACUUACAUAAGCAUAAACAUAAGAUGCCAUCCUUUUGAAACAUAAAUCAUUUUAAGCAUCACAGACUGAAAAUAUGGGUCCAAAUGCAAUUACAAUCUGUCAUUCUUCUUAUCCAGUGGGAUGCAUUGAUGUACACAGAAUACUGAAAAAUGGUGAGUUUAGCGUUGUCUGUCAGUCUUGUUCAUGACUUGGAUGAUAAACCAGGGAAUCGCUUAUGGAUGUCUCCCACUGGGUGUUACCCAAUUCAUUUCUUAUCUUCUCAGGGUUUGAAACAUUGAGUCCAGCAUGAAAGCAAUACUCCCUCCACAUCAUCUUUCCCGUAACUUCUCUUUACAAAAACACUUAUUUAUAUCAGCCAAAGCAGUAUGCUUUUUUUAUGUUGUUUGUGAGUGUUUUUAUAUUGUGCACAGAAUAAGAUAAUAUUUCAUUCAGAUUUAAAACUGAAAGCCAUGGACACUUGUUCUAUAUGUACUAUCGAAAUGUGUCUUUAUUGUUUGUAUAUAGUGUCUUUAAUAUAUAUAUCACUUUCUGGUGUAACUAUAUAUUGUUAAUCUGUCUGUUGUAUCUGCCUGGGUGAAAUAUGACACCUCCACCAGAUUUUACAAAAGUAUAUUUUUGUGGAAGAUUGCCAUAUUUGCGAGGCAGUGUCUUCUCCUAACUCAUGGAGGAUAUCUGUUGGAUAAAUCUGUUUUGUGAAGUAUGCCAUGCUGCACUCUCUUGAAACCACGUCUCUCUCGUGAAAGAUAAAUGCACUCUAGAAAACGUCUUUUAACGAAUUAAAGAAAUCUAGCUCCUCAGAAGUUGUUUUUAAGAAAACAAGGGGCACACUCUAAACCCAGACCAGGAUGAUGAGAAGACAAGAAAAAAACUCUGUGCCUGAUGGCCUCAGCAGGGCUAAAUCUGGCCAAACUGAUAAGGUGAGAGCACAUGAGAGCAUAUGGGACAAGAUGAAUUCUGUUUUGUUAAUUGCAGAAAGAAACUUAAGUGUCACAUUAACCGCAGGAGGAUAAAGACCAAACACCUUCAAAAAAGGAUCAAGUGACCAUCGCACAACAAAGGUUGCACUUAUGUAUGUGGUUUUGGGUGCAUGAGGUAACCUCUCCUAGUGUGUAUUUUAAAUGCACAAUGAAGGAAUUAAACUUAAUCAGACAGAGUGAAAUUUGAGCAGAAAUUCAUACUUGAUGAAUAUUUACAAGGUUGUGAUGAAAUUCC